AUGGAUGGAACCCUCCAUCAGCACAAACCUCUUGAUCGACUAGUUGGCAAUCAAACCUGUUACUCUUUCGAUUUGAAAUCUGCCACCGAUAGGUGGCCAGUAUUAUUUCUCUUCGAAGUGUUUAAGGUUUGUUUUGGUCAGCCGUUCGCUUCUAGUGUUGUUAAUUCAGCACUAGCCUUUAAUUUCUUUGAGGUCCCAUUCGUAAAGAAGAAGGACUCUCCAGUCUAUUUUAGGGGCGGACAGCCGCUAGGAUAUUACUCCUCUUGGCCUUUGUUUACACUUACUCACCAUAUUAGAAUUUGGUGGUGUGCCGAGCAGAUAUACCCAGGUCAGCUUUUUGACAGGUAUGCAGUACUCGGUGAUGAUGUACUCAUUACCGAUCAGGAAGUAGCCAGAGUGUAUGAGACAGCGCUUGGUCGAUUAGGGGUUUCGAACAAUUAUCAGAAAUCCUUGAUCUCCACCACUGGCUCAGCGGAGUUCGCUAAAAGGUUUAGAGUCCGGGGAUUGAGUAAGGACUUAAGUCCGAUAUCCAUCCUCCAUCUAACAAAUUCCUUCCGGACUGAUGAGUGUCCAAAUGACUUACCCUUGCAACAGGUUAACAACCUUAGCGCGGGUUGGUGGAGCCGGCUUUCGCCAAUUAGCGACUUUUGACCAUAAGCGGAACCGUCACUUCGAAAGGGUUCUGGCUAUGUACACUAAGCAAAGGCUCCCGUUUGAGCUAUGGCUUGGACGGGGGUCUCCUCUUAAC
Vitis riparia (riverbank grape) is the source of this 748-nucleotide messenger RNA. RefSeq lists its product as uncharacterized. The transcript has a single exon. The record is from RefSeq and is a predicted model, not a curated record. Lineage: Eukaryota; Viridiplantae; Streptophyta; Magnoliopsida; Vitales; Vitaceae. The coding region runs from base 1 to 651 and encodes 216 amino acids.